This is a messenger RNA of Puma concolor (puma), 1821 nucleotides long. It is a transcript of the gene KLHL41, whose product is annotated as kelch like family member 41. The record is from RefSeq and is a predicted model, not a curated record. Gene Ontology annotation, cellular component: cytoskeleton; M band; sarcoplasmic reticulum membrane. Gene Ontology annotation, biological process: regulation of myoblast proliferation; regulation of myoblast differentiation; regulation of skeletal muscle cell differentiation. Gene Ontology annotation, molecular function: protein binding. NCBI's taxonomy places the organism in Eukaryota, Metazoa, Chordata, Mammalia, Carnivora, Felidae.
AUGGAUUCCCAGCGGGAACUCACAGAGGAACUGCGGCUUUACCAAUCCACCCUUCUUCAGGAUGGUCUAAAAGAUCUCCUGGAUGAAAAAAAAUUCAUCGAUUGCACCCUAAAAGCAGGUGACAAAAGUCUUCCUUGCCACAGAUUGAUUUUGUCAGCUUGUAGUCCUUACUUCCGUGAGUAUUUUUUAUCUGAAAUUGAUGAGGGGAAAAAAAAGGAGGUAGUAUUAGAUAAUGUGGAUCCUGCUGUACUGGAUUUAAUCAUCAAGUACCUGUACUCUGCCAGUAUUGAUCUCAACGAUGGAAACGUGCAAGAUAUUUUUGCCUUGGCCAGCCGCUUUCAGAUCCCCUCGGUGUUCACUGUCUGUGUUUCCUAUCUUCAGAAAAGACUUGCUCCUGGUAACUGUCUAGCCAUCUUAAGAUUAGGACUUCUUCUUGACUGCCCGAGACUUGCUAUCUCUGCCCGUGAAUUUGUGUCUGAUCGUUUUGUACAGAUUUGUAAGGAAGAGGACUUUAUGCAACUAUCUCCGCAGGAACUGAUCUCAGUCAUUUCAAAUGACAGUCUAAAUGUGGAGAAGGAAGAAGCGGUAUUUGAGGCGGUGAUGAAAUGGGUGCGAACAGACAAGGAAAACAGGGUCAAAAACCUUAGCGAAGUGUUUGAUUGUAUUCGUUUUCGCCUUAUGACAGAAAAAUAUUUUAAAGAUCACGUUGAGAAAGAUGAUAUAAUUAAAAGCAACCCAGAACUCCAGAAAAAAAUCAAAGUUCUCAAAGAUGCCUUUGCAGGCAAACUCCCAGAACCUAGCAAAAAUGCAGAGAAGUCUGGGGCUGGGGAGGUGAACGGUGAUGUUGGUGAUGAAGAUUUACUCCCUGGUUACCUGAAUGACAUUCCCAGGCAUGGAAUGUUUGUCAAAGACCUCAUCCUCUUGGUGAAUGACACAGCUGCCGUGGCUUAUGAUCCCACAGAAAAUGAGUGCUACCUCACUGCACUGGCUGAGCAGAUUCCCCGAAAUCAUUCUAGCAUUGUUACCCAACAAAAUCAGGUGUAUGUGGUAGGAGGACUAUAUGUGGAUGAAGAAAAUAAAGAUCAACCUCUACAGUCCUACUUCUUCCAGCUUGAUAACAUAGCAUCCGAGUGGGUUGGACUUCCACCUCUGCCAUCAGCCAGGUGUCUCUUCGGUCUGGGAGAGGUAGAUGACAAAAUCUAUGUAGUUGCAGGCAAAGACCUUCAAACAGAGGCUUCGCUGGAUUCAGUAUUAUGCUAUGAUCCUGUGACUGCAAAAUGGAAUGAAGUUAAAAAACUGCCUAUCAAAGUCUAUGGCCAUAGUGUGAUUUCACAUAAGGGGAUGAUAUAUUGUCUAGGAGGAAAGACAGAUGACAAAAAGUGUACAAACAGAGUGUUUAUCUACAACCCCAAAAAAGGAGACUGGAAAGAUGUGGCUCCAAUGAAAACCCCUCGUUCCAUGUUUGGGGUGGCCAUACAUAAGGGCAAGAUUGUGAUUGCAGGAGGCGUCACCGAAGAUGGCCUUUCAGCUUCAGUAGAAGCUUUUGACCUCAUAACCAAUAAAUGGGAAGUAAUGACUGAAUUUCCCCAAGAAAGAAGCUCCAUCAGUUUGGUCAGCCUGGCUGGAUCCCUGUAUGCCAUCGGGGGCUUUGCCAUGAUUCAACUGGAGUCUAAAGAGUUUGCACCCACUGAAGUCAAUGACAUAUGGAAGUAUGAAGAUGAUAAAAAAGAAUGGGCUGGGAUGUUGAAGGAAAUACGUUAUGCUUCAGGAGCUAGUUGCCUAGCAACACGUUUAAACCUCUUCAAACUGUCUAAACUAUAA